AUGGGUGUCGAAUUACCGCGCAUGGUCACGGAGCACCCGUCCAUUGUCGCAUGUGAGGAAGCCAUGGUAGAUACCAUUUUCCUGUGCGUGGCCAAGAAACUUUGUCGACGCAGAUCCAAACUGACAGGUCUUCACAGCCACAAUGAUCUCUUGUCUGUGCGAAACGACCUGAAAAACGGCGUCGAGCAUAAUAUCGUGAUUCGGCUAUGCGAUGUGGGCCUGACCAUGCAAGAGGCUGUAGAUAGGGUCGGAGAAAUGCUCCAGGGCUGCUUCGAGAAAUGGCACACUAGUAGGGCACAGAUACCGUCCUGGGAUGGGCUCAUCGAUCAAAAUGUGCAUAAGCUCCUGAAUGUCUAUAGGGAUUUGGCACUAGGAAGCCUCUACUGGAGUUAUGAGACUGGAAGAUAUGUCAUUCCAGGCAAUGAGAAGGGUGAAAAGGUCGAAGUCCUCAUGUUCCCGCCAGCGGAGAGGCAUUGA
Molecule: messenger RNA, 477 nt
Organism: Pestalotiopsis fici W106-1
Lineage: Eukaryota; Fungi; Ascomycota; Sordariomycetes; Amphisphaeriales; Sporocadaceae
Exons: 3
Coding region: 1-477 (158 amino acids)
Source: RefSeq, a predicted model, not a curated record